Molecule: messenger RNA, 3632 nt
Organism: Magnolia sinica
Lineage: Eukaryota; Viridiplantae; Streptophyta; Magnoliopsida; Magnoliales; Magnoliaceae
Product: pentatricopeptide repeat-containing protein At1g25360
Exons: 1
Coding region: 171-2582 (803 amino acids)
Biological process (GO): RNA modification
Molecular function (GO): RNA binding; zinc ion binding; protein binding
Source: RefSeq, a predicted model, not a curated record
AAGAAGCGGGUUCGACUUCUACGUGUGAACUGGCACUGCAUGGAUGGUUAUAAUCCGCCAGAGUAUCAAGGUUCUCUCUUUGAUAUUUCCCUCCAUCUCAGCAGUAUCUGAAAUGCAUUUCUUCCCAAAAAACGAAUUCUGAAAAAUCAUGAUUCCAGCGAAUCCAGGACAUGAAGAAGAAUGCCUCCGCAUCUCAUUUCUCCCAAAUCCUCUGCCAAACGGACAUUCGGAAAACUGCCAACUUCUACGCAGCCCAGCUCGAGCACAUCUGCUGCCCCCUACGCAAUGGAUCCGGCUCCCUCGCCGGUGCGGUCCACGCCCACAUGAUGACAUCCGGAUUCAAGCCACGUGGCCAUAUCCUCAACCGUCUGAUCGAUAUAUACUGCAAAUCCAACAACCUGAUCUACGCUCGUCGCCUGUUUGAUGCAAUUCCUCAACCAGACAUUGUGGCUCGCACCACUCUCAUUGCUGCAUAUUCGAAUGCCGGCGACCUAAAUCUCGCACGCAAGGUAUUCGACGGGACGCCAGUAAGUAUGCGGGAUGUUGUUUCCUACAACGCUAUGAUUUCGGCCUAUUCUCGCAACGGCGAUGGCCUAUCAGCUGUCCAGCUCUACAUUGACAUGGGCCGGGACUGUCUUCGGCCUGAGGAUUUCACGUUCACGAGUGUUCUCAGUGGACUGGCAAUUGUAGUUGAUAAUGAAAGGCAAUGCCAGCAGCUACAUUGUGCGGUUGUGAAAUCUGGCACAGAAUCUGUUGUCUCUGUCUCAAAUGCUCUCUUAUCUGUCUAUAUGAAAUGUCCAUCAUUGUCGACGGAUUCUGCUUGUUUGCUGUUCAACUCAAUGCCGGAAAGAGAUGAGCUGUCAUGGACUACAAUAAUUACUGGGUAUGUACGGCGUGGCAAUAUCAAUGCAGCAUGGGAGCUUUUUGAGGGGAUGGAAGCUAAAUUCGAUGUCGUGUGGAAUGCAAUGAUCUCGGGUUUUGUGCAUCACGGGCUUAUUUUAGAUGCAUUGGAGAUGUUUAAAAGGAUGCAUUCGAUGGGAGUUGUACCUGAUGAAUUCACAUACACAAGUCUGCUCAGCGCCUGUGCAAAUGCUGGGUUGCUUCAGCUUGGUAAGGAACUGCAUGCUCACAUUCUUCGUACUGAUCCAACCCCUGACCCCGAAUUGUCCUUACCCGUUGAAAAUGCGUUGAUCACCUUGUACUGGAAAUGUGGUAAAUUAGAUGAUGCGCGGCAGAUUUUUGAUGAGAUGCGGGUGAGAGAUCUUGUUUCAUGGAAUGCGAUUUUAUCAGGCUAUGCAACUUUUGGGCGUGUUGGUGAAGCUCGAAGAAUAUUUGACACAAUGCCUGAGAGGAGUCUGUUGACAUGGACAAUGAUGAUAUCUGGAUUCGCACAGAAUGGGCUUGGAGAGGAAGGGCUGAAGCUGUUUAACAGAAUGAAGGAAGAAGGUGUUGAACCAUGUGACUUUGCAUUUGCAGGUGCAAUCACUGCAUGUGCAGGCCUUGGAGCAUUGGAGCACGGGCGCCAGCUCCAUGCUCAGCUCAUUCGGCAUGGGUUCGACUCAAGCAUUUCUGCGGGGAAUGCACUUGUGACAAUGUAUGCAAGGUGUGGAGUUGUGGAAGCUGCACAUGGUGUCUUCUUUACAAUGCCUUUUGUGGACUCCGUUUCGUGGAAUGCUAUGAUUGCAGCCCUUGGACAACAUGGACAAGGAACCGAGGCACUUGAUCUCUUCGACCGGAUGUUACAUGAGGGUAUAUCACCUGAUCGGAUCACUUUCCUCACAGUUUUGUCCGCCUGUAGCCAUGCCGGUCUAGUCGAAGAAGGAUGCCGGUAUUUUGAGUUGAUGGAAAACGUUUAUGGUAUAACGCCUAGUGCAGAUCAUUAUGCUCGCCUGAUCGAUUUGUUGUGUCGAGCAGGGCGAAUCUCAGAAGCAAAGAAUAUGAUUGGAACAAUGCCUUUCAAACCGCGCCCACCUAUUUGGGAGGCUCUUCUAUCUGGUUGCUGCAUCCAUGGGGACAUGGCGCUAGGUAUCCAUGCUGCAGAGAAGCUCUUUGAGCUGACCCCACAACAUGACGGAACAUAUGUCCUUCUGUCAAACAUGUAUGCGGCUGUGGGUCGGUGGGAUGAUGUGGCGAGAGUGCGGAAAAUGAUGAAGGAUCGAGGGGUGAAGAAGGAGCCAGGUUGUAGUUGGAUAGAUGUUGCGAAUAAAGUCCAUGUGUUCCUGGUAGAUGACACAGUACACCCUGAGGUGCAGCAGGUGUACCGCUUUCUUGAGAGUUUGGGAGCAACGAUGAGGAAGCUUGGUUAUGUCCCCAAUACCAAGUUUGUGUUGCAUGAUGUGGAGUCUGAGCAAAAGGAGUAUGUCUUGUCUACUCACAGUGAGAAGCUGGCUGUUGGGUAUGGGCUACUGAAGCUGCCUCUUGGAGCUACGGUCAGAGUUCUCAAGAACCUAAGGAUCUGUGGAGAUUGCCACGCUGCAAUCAUGUUCAUGUCAAUGGUGGUGGACAGAGAGAUUGUUGUGAGAGAUGGGAAGAGGUUUCAUCACUUCAGAAAUGGGGAAUGUUCCUGUGGCAAUUAUUGGUGAUUGAACAGUGAUCGGAGUUGGCAUUGCAGUUUUGGAGACGCCGCUACUACAGGUUUUCUGUAAAUUAUCUGUGACCCGUCUUGGGUUUGGCAUUGUCUAGACUGGGAGACGGAGGCAUUACAUUUUUUUGGCUAUUAUAACCAUACACCACUUACCGAAAUAAAACACGGAGGACUGUCUAAAGAUGCAUCAUUUUUGUUUCGUGGAACUUGUUCCUUUUAUCUUUGGUGUGGGCCAUUUUGGGAAGAGUUUGAAAUGAACCUCUUUACAGUCGAACUUGGAAACUGUUCAUGUGGAAAUUGAAAGCUGAGUGUUAAUGUGGCCCUUUUGGAUGGUCUUUGAUUAUUAUUCAUGGAUACCUUGUGAACGAUUCAUUGUGAGGACUAACUAAAGAUAGUUGUAGUUUCAGACAAGCUACUACUUGAGCAGUUUUGAUGGGUUUUGUAGAUGAGGAGUCUUUAAGUAUAUGAAGAUCUGAAGCCGUAGAUGCAGCUUUGGAAUAUGAUUUUUAUGGUCUUUUUAGCUGAUAAUCCUCUUCCAAAGAACUUGCAGUUUUAUAGAUGAUAUGAAGCUUGAUGCAAAAGGAGGUAUCUUGGUGAACAACACACUCUUGAGGAGUUUGAUAACAGGGCCGUCAUAGGAGUUUUGAAGAAAAUUGUUGAAAUUAUUGAGUGUUUCUUCUAAUAUGGCAACCCAUAUCCUUACAUGAUAGUGAUCAGGCGAGCAAUACAAUCAAACAAUAAGCUAGACCUUUGCUCCCCUCAUCUUUGUGCAAUCUGGGUGUGUGGCAAUGAUGAGAUCUCGACAUUGAACAUGAAUCCAGUUUGGCCUUGCAGAUCCUAUACUUCAUGUGAACUUUCCAGAACAGGACAAUGAAAGAAUUACAAACGUGUCUCUAUGUCCCAUGUGCAAGGUAGCUGGAGAUCUCAACAACCAAGGUGUAAAGUACACAGGAAUUCCAAGGUUUGUUAUUUGGAAUUGGAUGACUGUUGGGUACAAAUAUACUCAGAAAUGAAAAGGCAUGAAUUUUAUUUUCCUUCAAUCAUUUUU